Messenger RNA from Durusdinium trenchii, 1720 nucleotides. Lineage: Eukaryota; Dinophyceae; Suessiales; Symbiodiniaceae. The record is from the annotation of a GenBank genome assembly.
AGUCAGUUCAGCCUUGGCAUGUCUAGCUGAUCCGAAGGCGUUUGGGCCAUGGCUUCUUCCGUCGAGUCGAGCAGGGCCCCUGUGUUUUCCACUUUGGCCUCUUCUGUGAGCUCUGGAACCCACAAGAUCAUUUUGACGGCUUCCCAUUCAGCUGCACGGGCAGACAGCCAUGCUAGACGAUUGGGAGAAAAGAUUGCUGUGACCUCCAAGCAGUUCCUAAGCACUGCCAUGGAACGGCUCGGAGACAGCCAAAGCCGUUUUUGGCACUCCAAUCUCCCUCCACUGCCUGAAGGUCUACGUGAUUGCCCAGAGGGCUCGGUCGAUAUCGUGCUUCCUUCUUCCGAUGCAGAACGUUUAGAAUGUCUUCGGGAUUUGGGACGGACCAUGCAAGGAGGUAGCAUUCUGGUCUUGGGGCGCCGAAGACUUUACCCCGUCCGUCCGGAUCACCAAGAGAACGUGGGGAAUGUGAAUGCUGAAUCCUGCAGUGCUGCUUUGGAUGCCUUGGCGGAUGCGAUUGCUCAAGAGCUUCUCGAUCAAGGCUUUGGGCUUACAUCCAGUGGUGUGAACACCUUGAUGUGCCGACGUGGCACGCUCGGGGUCAACAGCCACUUGGAGGAGGACGAUACACCAUCUCCUGAGCACCUGCAGAGGCUCAAGGAGCGCAAGAUCGACCAAGCGGUUCUGCGAGCACUGGCCGAAGAGUGUGCCGUGAAUAUCUCGGUGAGCCCUGGCAUGCAGCUGGUGGUCGAGCGUGGACUUCCACCCGUUCUCUUGCAGCCCACCUUUGUCAUUUGCAUUGGUGGGGGUCAAGUGAGAGUUCUGACCUUCGCUUUCAUUGGAGAACCCGUCACCGGCGAUCGCCCGGAUCGGAAGCGCACACCCUUCUCCAUUCGCCUGGCCACGGACAAUCUGCUUCCAUCCGCCACAUCCGCCUUCUCCAUCCGCAGCGCCAAGCUGAAAUACGCAGCUCAUGGAGUAGACCCUGCGGUGCAGACGACGCUGGACAUGAUCGUCUUGCUGGAGGAGGAGUUGUUUGCUGCCAAUGAGGCGGGAGAUUGGCAAAAGUUGGCAGCACUGGAGCCGGUCCUUCUCGAAGAAGAUCUGGUGGACGCGGAACCGAAGGAGAUAGAGCGCAGGAGGAUGGAAAGUGAGAGCUGGCUCAGCCAGACAGAAAUCGCGGAAGGCUAUGGUUCAGCAACAGUGGCUGCUGCGCCAGCCAACAGUGCACAAUUGCCUGGCCUCCCGCAGAAAGCGUCUAGACGACUCAGUUGGCUUUUGCACAGAUUUGCGCCCAGACAACAUCUGGCAUCCGAGGAGUCCGAGACACCGGCGCAUGGGGAGACAUCUAUUGGUUUGGCCGGAAGCGUCUAUGGGAAUGAAGGUCUCUAGGAAUGGCCGGGGACGCUGACGUGAUGGUUUUCGGACACCUCCAGAAUUGGAGCGGCCCGAGCCACAGAAGCAGACCUUAAAGGUCUUUGCUGAGCUCAAAAGAAAGGGGACCUGUUUGGGGUUGAAAGAUCCAAUCCAAAGUACCUAUACAUGUGCGUUUUUGCCUUAGUUGACAUUCGGGUAUCUAAUAGAUUACCCGUUCGUGAGGUAAAACCACAUGAGUCAGGAUACAAGUUUUUGUUCCAGUGACUCAGCCCUUGUGCAGAGGUGGCCAGCCACCUUUGCAUCUUGGUUGCUGAGGCAAACUUCCUGGAAAGCUAGAAAGAUUUGC